Solea senegalensis (Senegalese sole) is the source of this 1308-nucleotide messenger RNA. Its product is annotated as mitogen-activated protein kinase 8-like. The record is from RefSeq and is a predicted model, not a curated record. NCBI's taxonomy places the organism in Eukaryota, Metazoa, Chordata, Actinopteri, Pleuronectiformes, Soleidae. Gene Ontology annotation, biological process: JNK cascade; protein phosphorylation. The transcript is spliced from 7 exons. Gene Ontology annotation, cellular component: cytoplasm; nucleus. Bases 416 to 1144 code for a protein of 242 amino acids. Gene Ontology annotation, molecular function: JUN kinase activity; ATP binding.
CGCGCAGGCGGCGUUGAACGUCCCCCGCUGCUGCUGCUGUUUCCUCGCUGCCUCCGCCGUUGCUGCUCAUUGUGCAGCCGACGAAACAUCGGUAGCUUCCGACGACGUCGGUAUGAAAUGGCAGAAACUGCCCGUGUCACGGAAGCACAACGAGUAGGAUACGCCGGAGCUACACACAUGUAUCUCUGUGGCCUGUUGGCGUGAGGGAAACGGGACUGGAACCGGAGGAAGAACGGAAAGCGGAGUAAAGUGUCGUUUUACUACAAACAAAUUACAAAAAACAGCGGCCGGGUUGUGUCUCCAGCAGCCGACUGAGACUGCAGCUCGACACUGGUGGAAUUAACCGGAGAGGGGUUGAGAGAGGAGGAGAGCUCCACUUGGAUGCCCUGACACCGCGUCUGUCCAAGGCUUCACCAUGAACCGGAACAAGCGUGAAAAGGAGUACUACAGUAUAGAUGUGGGCGAUUCGACGUUCAUGGUUUUAAAGCGCUACCAGAACCUCAGACCCAUUGGAUCCGGAGCACAGGGGAUCGUCUGUUCGGCGUAUGACCACAUCUUGGAGAGGAACGUUGCCAUCAAGAAGCUGAGCCGGCCUUUUCAGAAUCAAACCCACGCGAAACGAGCCUACAGAGAACUGGUGCUCAUGAAAUGUGUCAACCACAAGAACAUAAUUGGCUUAUUAAAUGUAUUCACGCCACAGAAGACACUGGAAGAAUUCCAAGAUGUGUAUCUAGUGAUGGAGCUGAUGGAUGCCAACCUCUGCCAGGUGAUUCAGAUGGAGCUCGAUCACGAGAGGCUGUCGUACCUGCUCUACCAGAUGCUCUGUGGAAUCAAACACCUACACGCCGCAGGCAUCAUACACAGGGACCUGAAGCCCAGUAACAUCGUGGUGAAGUCUGACUGUACUCUAAAGAUCCUGGACUUUGGUCUGGCCAGGACGGCCGCCACUGGCCUCCUCAUGACGCCCUACGUGGUCACCCGCUACUAUCGCGCCCCCGAAGUCAUCCUGGGCAUGGGCUACCAGGCCAAUGUGGAUAUUUGGGCUGUGGGCUGCAUUAUGGCAGAAAUGGUUCGCCACAAAAUCCUUUUUCCAGGAAGGGAUUGUAUCCUUGAGCUGCUUGCAGCAGUGUCUGGCAUUCCAUGAGAAACAAGCGGCACAGAGGAAGUCAAGUAAUUGUUUUUCAUCCAGUGAAAAUUGCACGGAGAACAUAUCGUGUGAGCAACUAAAAGAAAUUAGAUUUUUCCCAUGUUUGUAUGACAACUUUGACUUGCAUCCAUUGACCUGCUCUUCUUACACAACUCUGUCAC